Molecule: messenger RNA, 1467 nt
Organism: Bipolaris victoriae FI3
Lineage: Eukaryota; Fungi; Ascomycota; Dothideomycetes; Pleosporales; Pleosporaceae
Exons: 1
Coding region: 1-1467 (488 amino acids)
Source: RefSeq, a predicted model, not a curated record
AUGGACCCCAGGAAUUACGGACGGAGUCAGGAAGCUCAGCCUCAGAUGACUUCACGACAGCACACCCGCUUCUCAUGGCAGCAGCCCUUGGACGACGAGGUUCCACCCUAUCAAGAGAGACAGCAGCAAGCUCCACAGCACCAGCCUCAGCAGCUUGCGACGCAGCAGUACCAAACACAACAGCACCAUCAGCAGUAUCAGCAACAGCAACAGCAACAGCAGCAAUAUCAGCAUCAGCACCAUCAGCCGCAACCGCUACCGCAACAACACCAGCAAGAGCCCCAGCAACGUGUCGACACAGAUGCGUCACGUCAUUUCUCUUACGCCCAGACACCGGCAGAGAUGCGCGCAUUCGUAUACACGUCCUCUCCAAGUGACCCUCCGAUGCCACAUUCUAUGCCCAUAUCUCUUCCGACGUCACCGGUGGGGUACACACCAAUCGACCCGCGCCCUCAGUCGAUGCUUGAUGCGCAAAUUCCGGUUGUUCCGCCCCAAUCUCAUGCGGCUGACAUACAGCACUCUCACGUGCAGCAACAAGUACAGUCUCCUGUGUCGCCAGUCUCGCCUCAGCAUUCUUCGUAUCCCCAAACUCAACAAUACUCUCCUGUAUCGCCGAUACCACAUCCGCAACCCGUCCAUCAAAGCUCGCAGGCAAAUACACAGCAGCAGAGUAGACACGCACGACAAAUGAGCAACCUAUCGCCCAUCAACACAAACGUACGGGUGCACACUAUGCCCACCAUUCCCCCUACUCCACCAUCAGGAACCCAUCAGACGUCACCGCUACCACAAAAAGCACCAAUGACCCCCAUUUCAGCCAACUCCAUGCACAAAGAGCAACCACGACAAGUUGCUGUCUCUCCUACGAAUCAAGCAUCAUAUGCACACGAACCAUAUUCGCCUCAUGGCUUCGUAACAGGCCAAACCAAUAAUAUGCACGCUGUCUUCUCUCCAGAUGCUGCUCACGGUCCCAACGGCCUGGACUUUGCUGCACACCAACCGGGUCAAAUUUCGCAUCCAAAUAUGGAAUCUGAAAGCUCCCAUGAAUGGUCAAACGGUCUUUGCGCAUGUAGUCCAGAACCGGCUACAUGCUUUACCGGUCUUUUCUGCCCCUGCAUCGUCUAUGGGAGAACUUCGUAUCGCCUAUCUCAAAAGUCUGCAAAGAAUGACCCGACAGACAUGUUGGGUCACAGCACCACUAACGGACACUGCAUCGUUAUGGGUCUGUCAUGCGGUUUAUGGUGGCUUUUUCCAAUGCUACAGCGGACUCGCAUCCGAAGAGCAUAUAAAAUUAAAGGCAGUCUUGGUAGCGAUCUACUAAGAGGAUGUUGCUGUUGCUGCUGUGUUGUUGUACAAAAUGAGAGGGAAGUAAAGGGUAGGGAAGAAGCGAGCAGGCGGUGGGCCGGACCAGCAAGCACUGAUGUUUAUACAAGGAGCGGCGGCAUGGUAUACAAACCACAACAAUAA